AUGGCGCAACCUCCCUGGACCAUGCCCACGAGCACCACCCACCAGCCGCACUUGAAGGUCUACAACUCCUUGACCCGGUCGAAAGUCCCCUUUGUCCCUAUACAGCCAGGGCACAUCUCCUGGUAUGCCUGCGGUCCCACGGUCUACGACGACGCCCAUCUGGGCCAUGCACGCAACUAUGUGACUACGGACAUCAUCCGUCGCAUUCUGCGCGACUACUUUGGCUUCAAAAUUCGCUUCGUGAUGAACACCACCGACGUCGACGACAAGAUCAUUCUAAGAGCGAGGCAACGGCAUCUAUAUGAUGAAUACAAGAAGAAACACAGGUACAUCGACGAUCAAGUUCGGCGAGACAUCCGCGAGGCCUGGCUCUUCUACAUCCAGAAGAACCUCAAACGCAUAAGACCCAAGGACAUGGUCGCCCCCGAGAACUUCGACGGAGUCGUCGAUGCCAUCUACGGAGACAUUCUCGCAGGAGGGAGCCUGGAGCCGGGUGUCAAGGCUGGUGACCGGGAGGCGAAGAUCAAGAUGCACAUCAACACAGCCCGCAACGCGGCGAGAGCGAUGAUUCAAGAUCCCAAAAUGCUGACCCCACACGAGUUCUACAACCGUGUGAACGACCCCAUGUGCCUGCUCUUGGACGAGCAGUUCGGUAACACGAUCCGUGGGGACGACUAUGGCGUAUUCACGAAACUCACAAAAGAAUAUGAAGCGCGGUUCUUCCAGGACAUGCACGAUCUCAACGUCAUGGACCCGGAUGACCUGGUGCGGGUCACCGAGCACGGAAAAGAGAUUGCCGAGUUUGUCAAGAAGAUUGUCGACAACAAAAUGGGUUACAGGACGGCAGAGGGUUCGGUGUAUUUCGACAUAAAAGCCUUCGAGGCGGCUGGUUACCCGUAUGCACGGCUAGAACCGUGGAACAAAAACGACAAGGAACUGCAGGCCGAUGGAGAAGGUGCUCUGUCACAGAAAGACGCCACUGUCAAGAGAUCCGAGGCCGACUUUGCCCUCUGGAAGGCAUCCAAGCCCGGGGAGCCAAGCUGGGACAGUGAAUGGGGGCCCGGUCGUCCGGGAUGGCACAUUGAAUGCUCGGCGAUGGCGUCCGGAAAGCUCGGUCAUCAGAUGGACAUCCACUCAGGCGGGAUUGACCUGGCUUUCCCUCACCACGACAAUGAGCUUGCCCAGAGCGAAGCAUUCUGGGCAAACCAUGGUCAGUGGGUGAAUUACUUUCUCCAUAUGGGUCAUCUCUCCAUCCAAGGAUCGAAGAUGUCGAAAUCGCUGAAGAACUUCACCACCAUCCGAGAAGCUCUUCAUGUCCGAAAGGACUGGACUUCGAGGAGUCUGCGGAUUGUUUUCCUGCUCGGAAACUGGAAAGACGGGAUCGAGAUCACGGACGACAUGGUCACCGAAGGCAGAAACUGGGAAGAUCGUGUGGACAACUUCUUCCUUAAUGCCAUCGAUGCCAUGAAGAAUACGACCACCGCAGAUGAACAGCGAGCCAGUCUAGAGGAUGCCGUACAGGACGCAGAAGAGAAGGUCCGAGCUGCGUUGCUCGACUCCUUCAACACACCGGUCGCCAUGAACAUUAUCUCACAGCUAAUAAACACGUACAAUACCGCCGCCAAAAAUUCCGAGUUAACAGCAGCAGAUCAUCGCCGGGUCGGCCUCUUCGUUACACGUCUCGUCAACAUCUUUGGUCUGAAUGGCUCUGAGCCGGGAGACACGGAUCGGGUUGGCUGGAAAGGUAUCGAGAUCCCCGACGCCGCGAAAGACUUUGUCUACCCACUGGCCAAAAUUCGAGACCGACUGCGUCAAGCCGCCAUUGCCAAAGCCAUCACGGCCGAGAAAGUCCAGGAAAUUGUUUCCACCACGCCGACAGGUGUCGAAGAAACCCCGUCGGUUGGACGAGCGCGGCCUUCGUAUGCCCGUGCACUUAGCGACUUCAACAGAGACGCCCUUCAAGCCGCCUCUUCCACCACUAGCUCGGAUUCCUCGAGUGAUCUUAACAAACAAAUCCUCGCACUCUGCGACCGGGUCCGAGACAUCGAUCUUUGGCAGCUGGACAUAUUCCUUGAAGACCGGGAGAACGCGCCUGCCCUGGUCCGCCCCGUCACCGAAGGACUUAGAGCUGCGCGGCGCGAAAAGGAGGAAAAGGCACGCCAAAAAGAAGAAGCGAGAAAGCAGCGCGAAAGAGAAGCGCAGGAGAAGCUCCAGAAGGCCAAAGUCAGUCCGACCGAGAUGUUCAGACCACCGCAUUCGGUCGACUAUUCAGCGUGGGACGAAGACGGUGUGCCGACGAUGGCCAAGGACGGGACGCCGCUGACGGCAAGCCGGGUGAAAAGGUUGAAGAAGGAGUGGGAAGCACAGAGGAAGGUGCAUGAGAAGUAUUUGGCCACGGUCCCGGUGCCGGGCGGUUCAGGCUCAUCUACUGCUGCUCGCUAG
Fonsecaea erecta is the source of this 2442-nucleotide messenger RNA. Its product is annotated as cysteine-tRNA ligase. Gene Ontology annotation, cellular component: cytoplasm. The transcript is spliced from 2 exons. The record is from RefSeq and is a predicted model, not a curated record. Bases 1 to 2442 code for a protein of 813 amino acids. Gene Ontology annotation, biological process: cysteinyl-tRNA aminoacylation. Lineage: Eukaryota; Fungi; Ascomycota; Eurotiomycetes; Chaetothyriales; Herpotrichiellaceae. Gene Ontology annotation, molecular function: cysteine-tRNA ligase activity; ATP binding.